Pararge aegeria (speckled wood butterfly) is the source of this 1466-nucleotide messenger RNA. Its product is annotated as neurotrimin-like. Gene Ontology annotation, cellular component: neuron projection. The coding region runs from base 257 to 1444 and encodes 395 amino acids. The transcript is spliced from 11 exons. Lineage: Eukaryota; Metazoa; Arthropoda; Insecta; Lepidoptera; Nymphalidae. The record is from RefSeq and is a predicted model, not a curated record.
UCUCCCGCUGCGGCAGAUAACAUAAACUUUUCACGGCGCUUCGAAGAAGAAACAGAUUAAAAGUUUACCGCCCUCAUAAUCACUGCUUCGCGUGUGUUGGACGCUAUCCAGUGAUGGUUAACGAUGUGUUUCGUUCCUUAAAAUUUGGCACCCAAUGUGGGACUACAAACAAUUUAUUUUUAUAACUACCGUCGUGGUUGAUAAAAAAGUUGUUUAAGAGACAAGACUAUUUGUACAUAGAACUGAGUGAAUAGUUAUGAAAAUGAACUGUGUUGACCAGUUGCGGAUCGUUAAAAUUAGCAAAAUGCUUCUAGUUUUCCUCAUAUUGGAUUGGUUGUUGGCACCCAGCAUUGAUGCCACUAUACAUGAGCCCGGAUUCAGCGGGCCCAUAGAAAAUAUAACGGCGCCUCUAGGAAGGGAAGCGAUACUAGCGUGUACUGUUCACAACCUUUCUUCAUAUAAGGUCGCGUGGUUACGAGUGGAUACCCAGACAAUCCUCACCAUACACACUCACGUUAUAUCCAGAAGCAGGCGUGUGGGGGUGACACAUAGCGACCAAAGGACCUGGUUUCUACACAUACGAGAGUUACGGGAAACCGACAGAGGGUGGUACAUGUGUCAGAUUAAUACUGACCCAAUGAAGAGUCAGCUGGGAUACUUGGAUAUUGUAGUUCCACCGGAUAUUCUGGACCGUGGAACUAGCGCUGAUCAGACUGUGCGAGAGGGUUCCCCUGUCAGUCUGACAUGUGCAGCCACCGGGUCACCACAUCCGCAGAUCACGUGGCGACGAGAACACUCCAAAACUAUAACCAUUUCCGAAGACGUUCACGUGACGUCACUUGAGAGCCCCGUGUUAAAUAUAAGCCGAGUGAGUCGGCAGCAUGCUGGGGCGUAUUUGUGCAUCGCUUCGAACGGAGUGCCGCCGACAGUCAGCAAAAGGAUUAUGUUAACAGUCGAAUUUCCCCCGGUGAUUGUUAUAAGAAAUCAACUGGUGGGUGCGGUGGUUGGAUCAGACUUAGUGCUGGAAUGCGAAACGGAAGCUUACCCAAAGCCGGUCAGUUACUGGAGUAGAGACAACGGUGAAAUUGUUCCUAUAGGAGGUGGUCUGGAGCCGCAAAGAAUUGCUGGAUCAUAUCGUUCAAUACUACGCCUGCCUAUAAGAAGAGUUACUGGCUCAGACUACGGCACAUACAAAUGUGUCUCCAAGAACUCCUUGGGUGACACCGAAGGCACCAUCAAAUUAUAUCCUAUGCAGCCACCAGCGAUGGAAAACAGAAAUGCUAUUCAGAAGCUAAAUAUAGUGGCAGGGAAAACUUCCGAAAGUACUCCAUUUGGUACACAGGAUUUUAGAUUACAAGACUACAACAGAGCAGUGCCGAGGGAUCGCUUUUGUUACAACUUGUUAUUUUUAUUAAUAAUCCUAAUUAAGGUAGUUGUAUCGUAAUGCCUUUGUUAUAAAUACUUAG